UUCAAACGAAGUCCAGAAAAAAAAAAUAACCAUCGUGUCUAUGUAGUUUUCUAGGUUUCUAAUUUUACUGAAAUGGCAAAGAAAAAUGUGUUUAAAAUAAUCAAACGAUUACUACAAAAGAGAUGUUUCCAUUGGCUGAUUUAUCUUUCUGUAACAGGGAUAUUAAUCGCGUGUAUUGAGGUUUUCGGGCUGAGAAAGAUACUAGCAACAAAUCAUGUUUUCGCGAGAUAUCCAAGAAGUUUCGAGCGCAACGCCGUUAGUGUUGAUGAGUACCGGGCGUCAACACCAGAAUCUUAUUCAUCUCGCAGUCUCGCUCUCGAACUUCGUAGGAAACUACAACUCGCAGAAGGCACACCUGAUCUAAACGUCACCUUCAGCUGCCAUAGUCUGGGGGUCGUUAAAGAUUGUAACGGAACCGGAGAGCGAUGCCUACAGGAUGAGUUACCCGCUGACCUUGAGACCAGGGUCAAGCAGCUGGCGUUCGGGGAGAACCUGCAGGUGCCGGUCAGGUACCGUGACGUCAUGAGAUCCUUCGCCGAGCAGAUCCCGGGUGUGUAUGACGUCAUCAUCGUCACCGCGCUCUCGUCGAAUCAUUUCAAGGAGUCACAGGCUUUUCUUAAAUCGCUUCACGCUGAAGUAUUUCCCCUGCUGAGCAACUUUCACCUAGUCAUGUUUGAUAUCGGCUUGAGUACUGAAGAAAACACACAAUUAAAGAAACAUUGCAGAUGUACCGUUGUAAACUUUACCUUCGAGGAAUUUCCACCACACUUCAAGUCCUUAAAAUGCUUUGCUUGGAAACCAGUUAUCAUAGGAUCAGUGUAUUUUAAGGCGGACGUUGUAAUAUGGAUGGAUGCCUCCAUCAGAUUUCAUCUGCCAGAUGCCAUACCUGUAAUGAUAUCUAAGGCCAAGCGACAAGGUGUUGUUUUAAGGCAUAAUCCUGCCAAUGCUGCUAGCCCGUACUACACGUUGAAACAGAUGUUUGAGUACUUCGGAGACUCGCCUUGUGCUCAUUUACUGUUUGAUCAAGUUGAAAGUGGAUUUGGUCUCUACCACAGGUGA
Physella acuta is the source of this 1059-nucleotide messenger RNA. RefSeq lists its product as uncharacterized. NCBI's taxonomy places the organism in Eukaryota, Metazoa, Mollusca, Gastropoda, Physidae. The record is from RefSeq and is a predicted model, not a curated record.